AUGAGGCAGCAAUACCAGACCAGUCGGAAGGAACUCGAAGAAAACUACCGACACCGGGUUCAGGAGUGGAAAAGACAAAAGCAACAAGGAAAUUCCGCUCGACGACCUCGGCGCCAAUCUAUUCCUACUACACUCGGCAACAACGGAGAGUCAGGCUCGUGGAGAAUGCAGGCGACAGUUACAUUUCCGUACUGGGAUCGCCAUACCCAGACAUUGGAGCCGGGCACCUUCUGCCGAGCCUGCACCUAUCACUGGGAGGAUGGAAAUGCGAAUGACUGGAGAUGCAUGGAGACCAUAUGGGAUCUACAUCCUCCUAGCCGGGAGGCCUAUUUCCGGGCUUUUCUGGAGGCUGAACUACCCCAACAUUUUCUCCAUUGUGCAGCAGUGAAGGCAAACUAUGAUUUCCGAGAACUUUCACUAACAAGAAAGGAACCUAGGAGAGAAGGAACCGAUUUUGUAGUAGCACCGAAGAAGAUCAUUGCUGGAUGA
Aspergillus fischeri NRRL 181 is the source of this 489-nucleotide messenger RNA. RefSeq lists its product as uncharacterized. The record is from RefSeq and is a predicted model, not a curated record. The transcript has a single exon. The coding region runs from base 1 to 489 and encodes 162 amino acids. NCBI's taxonomy places the organism in Eukaryota, Fungi, Ascomycota, Eurotiomycetes, Eurotiales, Aspergillaceae.